Erpetoichthys calabaricus (reedfish) is the source of this 1435-nucleotide messenger RNA. RefSeq names its product nmrA-like family domain-containing protein 1. Lineage: Eukaryota; Metazoa; Chordata; Cladistia; Polypteriformes; Polypteridae. The record is from RefSeq and is a predicted model, not a curated record.
CAAGACAUCUGGGAACGCGGUGAUUAAAACCAGGACAUCUUGAGCACCUUAUACCCUUAGUCAUUAUAUAAUUUUGCAAGUUAAAAAAAAUGAGGUGGAUUCUUUGACACCAAGCAAAAUGUAAAAGUAAACAAACCUGCAAUGCAAGGGAGUAGGUGGAACAGAGUUUGUGUUACACAACAGCGGCAUCAAAUUUCCUUCGUAGUGGUGGAGAAUAAAAGCGGUUACUUCACAGGCACUUUUGCUCGAGUUUUAUGUGAUCGAGGCUUAGGGAACACUUGCUGAAGAUGUCUUCAAAGAAACUGAUCACAGUGUUCGGGGCCACUGGUGCCCAAGGCAAAUCUGUGGUGCAGGCCCUGCUGAGUGAUGGCUCUUUUAAAGUUCGUGCUGUGACUCGAGACCCCACAAAGCCAGUGGCACAGAAGAUGGUGAGCCAAGGAGUUGAAGUUGUUAAGGGUGACUUUGACAAAGAGGGAGACAUUAAGGCUGCAAUGCAGGGAGCAUAUGGUUGCUUUUUUGUCACUAAUUUUAUUGAACAUCAGCAGAAGGACUUAGAAGUAAAACAGUCUGAGAGUCCUUUAGUUGUGAUGGCUCAGUUUGACUGGGUGACAAACUCUAGGAAGAAUAAUGGUUUUUCCAAACUAGUUCAGUAUAUUCUUGCUUUGUCUUGUAGGGUCAGACAGCUGCCCAAUGUGGCCAAGGCAUUGGGCAUCAAGCAUUUUAUUUAUAGUGGUCUACAAAAAUGUGAACAGAGGAGACUGGUGGAAAGCUGCAAGUGCCACAACUUUGAUGGAAAGGGGGAGGUAGAAGAGUAUUUGAGAAAGAUUGGUGUUCCAGCAACCAGUUUGCGUUUGCCUGCAUAUUUUGAGAACUUCUUAUCAUUUUUUAAACCUCACAAUGUCCCAAAUAAAAAUGUAUACACAGUGGCAAUGCCCAUGGGUGAUGUCCCACUUGAUGGAAUGGCAGUAGAAGAUUUUGGACCUGUUGUAGUUAGUGUGCUUAAAAAUCCAAAUGAGUAUAUUGGGAAGGAUAUUACCCUGAGCACUGAUCUCUUGACUAUUGAUGAAUACUGUGCUACCCUGAGUGAGUGCCUUGGAAAGAACAUCCAGAAUGCGAAGAUGUCCGUAGAGGAUUAUGAAAAACUGGGCUUUACGAUGGCAAAGGAACUGGCUAAUAUGUUCCGCUACUACAUGAUGAGACCAAAACGAGAUAUUCCUCUAACUGUGAAGCUAAAUCCAAAAGCUAGGAACUUUAAACAGUGGGUGACUGACAAUAAAGACAAAUUUAGUGACCUUUAGAUCUGUGGAACAUCAGGGAAUACGUCAUGAUCAAGAGUUGUACCUCAUAAUAGGGUUACUGUUUAAUGCAUUAAUGUAAUUCUUCUGCAAGGUUCUUGCAUGUCAUCCUUAAUGUCAAUAAAAUUUCUGAGAUGCUA